Messenger RNA from Paramuricea clavata, 681 nucleotides. The record is from the annotation of a GenBank genome assembly. Lineage: Eukaryota; Metazoa; Cnidaria; Anthozoa; Malacalcyonacea; Plexauridae.
AUGGAUCGAUCAGAUUACAUAACAACAGUGAAAGAAAUGUUACAGGACAGUAAAGUUUAUAAAAAGAUUACAGAUAAACGUAGAAAUCCUACAACAAGAACAGAAAAUGACUUGCAAAAGAUGCUCAAGACUUUAUGUGAUUCAGGACAUCUGUCGGAGUCGGAUUAUUGGAAAUUAAGACCUUUUGAUUCCACGGCAGCAGCAUUUUAUGGCCUUCCCAAAGUCCAUAAAAUUCCGCUAAAAGAAGAACACGACCACUUCACCAUUGAAAAGAAAAAUCCUCCAACACAGAUCCCCUUAAGACCAAUAAAUAGCUCGAUCGGAUCACCAACAUAUCAGUUGUCCAAGCACUUAGCGGGAAUUUUACAAUCAUUGUAUGAAGAGAAUGGUUACUCAGUUAAAAAUGCACAAGCUUUUUCGGAGUUUGUGUGUACCCAGAGAGUUGAGAAAGAUGAAAUGGUUGUAUCAUUUGAUGUUAUUUCACUAUUCACUUCCAUCCCCGUAAAAAUGGCUGUGGAUGUAGUGAAGCGACGACUUUCUGAAUCCCACAAAUGGAAAGGAUGUACACUUUUGACUGCUAAACAAGUCGUAAAUCUUCUGGUAUUUGUCUUGAACAACAGUUUUUUCAAAUUUCAAGGAAACUUUUUUCAUCAAAUUUCAGGGUGUGCCAUGGGAUCGCCG